CUUGCAUUGAAGUGUGUUUCAGCAGAUGCGACGGGCCUAUGGGAGAGUUCAGAUCCCCUGGGGACCGAAGGUAGAGUGGAGCGCAAGGGUCAGGUCUUCCUGAGACCCGCCACUGUCAGAUUGAAUGGUCCUCCUGUUUAAGGCAAGGUUUGGCUUAGGGAUGCCACUUUAAAAUUGGUUACAUCCUCACUGCGGGAACUGUAAAGGAACAGUCUGCAGUCCACAUCCGGGGCUUCUUUUUCAAGAAUAUGUGAGUGAUUUUUACAAUAUUGUCUACAUUCAUAUACAGGAUUAUUUAUAUUUUAUAAUACUUUAAUUUAAAUAUGAUGGUGAGUUUUGUUUGUGGUGGGAUCUAUUUCCUAGGAUAACCUCAAGGAUAAAGUUAGCUCCAUCAAAAAGCCAUCGAUUUAUUGUGGACAAAUAUUACUGACGUUAAAAGUGUCAUUUAUCUAAUUUAAGAGUAGACUAAGAGAAUUACCCCAUCACAUCAAUUCAGUACAGUAGAUUCUACUGUAUGGGUUUUGAUUCUCAUAAUUAGUACUGUUUUGUUGUUAUUUUAAAAUGUACGGAUAGCGAGGGGCACACUCCAACACUCACAUAAUUUACAAAUGAAGCAUUUGUGUUUAGUGAGUCCGCCAGAUCAGAGGCAGUAGGGAUGACCAGGAAAUGUUCUCUACACAUGUGCAUGAAUUGGACCCUUUUCCUGUCCUGUUAACCAUUCAAAAUGUAAUGAGUACUUUUGGGUGUCAAGGAAAAUGUAUGGAGUAAAAAGUACAUUAUUUUCUUUAGAAAUGUAGUGGAGUAAAAGUAAAAGUUUGUCAAAAAUAUAAAUAGUUAAGUACAGAUACUCCCAAAAACUACUUAAGUAGUACUUUAAGUAUUUUUACGUAAGUACUUUACACCACUGAUGUGCACAUUAUAUUAUUUAAUAUGGUAUGAUUUUAUUUGUUUGGAUAAUCGUGAAGUUAAUCUAGAUUUUUUUUUACGGUUCAUUAAUAAUUAUGUGACUCCUUCGAUACCGAACUGUGACCAAGUUAUUAUAGGCACUUUUCUGCCCAAUUGCCUGAUUAGACUUGAUUUCAUAUUAUUAUAUGACAUAAUAUAAUUCCAAAUGGAAAAGUACAUCAUUUUUAAAGUACAUAAUUUUUAUAGCCUAUUUGAUGCUGAUUUAUAGUCCUGUAAAAUAUAUGAUUGACAUGAUGGGUAUUAUUGCGGUUAUAUGUAAUCAAAAUGUAUCCUAUAAUCAAAAUAUUGCUGUUAUUUUCUAUUAUUGACAAUUAUUGUUGUUUUUUUGCAUUUGAUUUGAAUAAGCAUAAUCUUACCAAGUCUACAUAAAGUAAAACAGUGCACUGUUCCUCUCUAUAAGUUAACUGUGAAAAAAUGGCUAACAUUUCAAUUAUAUUAUAGUUUAUCUUAUUGUACUUUUGCAGGCACAUAUAAUCCCUGACACAUCACAUUUUGAAAAUGCCAGCCUUCAAAGAGAUGCUGGUUUUCCCAGUGCUUCUAGCUCUCGUUGGAUUGACCAAAUGUCAGGAAUUACCAAGUAAGUAGGCCCUACCAUAAAUUGUUUUAUUUCCUGUUUAUUGAGGGUCUAAUAAUAGUGGUUGAUUGAUUUACAGCUUUUCUCAAGACUGUGCCUAUAUUUUCUUUCUGUCCAAUGUUGGCAAAGUUGGUAGGUGUGGGAAUUUAUGAACAGUGGUCCAUGCAAUGCAAUAUCAUUUUAUCUCUAUAUCUUGCGUGACCAGCAGGCGGCAGCACUGGCACAUAAAACCAUUGCACUCUUAGAGGAACACACAUCCUUCUCCUCUUGAGUAUUUCCUGCAGUCAGUCUGUGAUUUAGGCUUAAGAGAAUGUAUCACUACCAACCCUAACUGCCAUCAUUGUGAAGUCAUGAAAACAUCCAGACUUCCCCUUUUCUGAAUGAAAUGACUCCCAUAGAAUUAGGAAUUAGAAUAAUUUAAUCUAUGAUGACACCCUUCAACUGUGGGAGUGAGAGUCAUGAUAGUCAACUACAUUCAUGUUGUGCCAAGUGUACUGUCAUUUUGUAGUGAGUAAUCAAUUACACUGUUCUAUGUGUCAGUUACUGCAAAUCAACACUGAUUGAACAAAUAACUAUUUCACUAAACAUUAGAUUGCAAAGUUUGCUGCUGUUGAAUACCAGUAACAUGAAUACCAAUAACCAUUGUUUGAUUGAUCAUAUUGUUCGAUAGAUCACUUUUUGAUUUAUUCAACUUUCCAGUUGUCCACAUGCCCACCCCCACCUACUGUGUGACUUCUGAAAUAAUGUGUUUCAUCCAGAUCCUCAUCGUUCACUGCCUUACUUUAACUGUCAACACUAUGAACAUCACAUUGGUGAAAAACUGAGCUGUGUGUUUUUGCUCUGAGGUUAUGACAUGCUAGAGGAGUUCCGUGUAUCUAAGUCCAGAGGGGUGAAGAAAGUGGUUGGAUCUGAACCUGAUUCAGUGGCCUACCGUGUGAACCCUGCCAUCCACCUACGCAGAACCAUAAGGUACUAUCUGCACGCACACAGUGAAGCGAAAUGGAUUUCAAUAGAAUGGAAUUUGAUUGUGAGGUUUAAAAAUAAAACAUAUGUUAAGAUUAGAAUCUCAGAGGGUAACAGUAACACACAAUAACACAGGAAAACAUUUAUUUCCAAAGUGGUACGGAGCGGAACCUUCCUGAUAUUCAAUCUGAACACACAGGCCUUCAAUAGACCAGUGGUGCAUUUAGAGAGGCACAACAUUGUGGAACUUGUUGUUAUAGAAUAGACAUUGCCUCACUAACAUGUAGAGUAAGUCAUCAUAUCAGCUGUAUUCAUGGUGUUUCUAUCUGCAACAUCCAUGUUGAACCCUUAAGGAGACCCGGGUGCUCUACCUCCAUCAAUAUGUGAUAAAAAGCCCAGACUUUGUCAUUCCUCCUCACUGAUGGUGAAUGAUGAUGUUUAUCUUAAGGUUUCCUACUUUCCUCGCAUGUGAACUAGCCAACGUGAGCUAAGACCAUGCAUCCAAAUGAGAGAUCUAUAGCGAUGUGUAUUGCUUCUUCACUGCCCCUUUGCCAGUUUCCACCGCUUUUCCACUCAGUGUAAUUAUGCCCACUUCCAAACAACAGAUUUGAUUUCCUCUCCUCUGCGAAAACCUCAAAAUGUGCCUUUGCUUAAUCACUUGAUGUUCACCAAUGGACAGUAGGUGGAACACCACUGGAUUUCAUUCAGUCAUCACAAUGGAUGAAUAUAGUAGCUGACUCUUUGUUGAUUAGCAUAAUGAUGUGUUGUUAGUCAAAAUGCGUUAUGAGUCCUCAUAGUGUAUCAGCCUAUCAUCCAGGGUUUCCUUUGAAAAUAAAGACGUCAUCGUUCAAUUGGAAAAGGGGAGGGUUUUACCCAACCAUCCUCAAACCCUGAUUGACACUUUCUUAGCAUAGAUAGGCUACUACAUGUGAGUAUGUCUCAUCAUUGCUGGGAUGCAUCUGUGAACAUCUAAGUAGACAUGCUAUAUUUGUGGGCCGGCUUUUCCCUCUCUGUGUUGAUGAUGCACAAGGCUGUCCUCAUGAACCUGAUCGAUGCCAUGACAACUAGGAUGUGUUUUCUAUUGAGUUCCGAAGUUUUGUUAAUUAUGCCCUACUCAAACAACAGUAUCUGCGAAACAAAAGGCCCUGACUGAGUCCAUGGGAGGGAGAAAGAGGAUUUCAAUUCAGUCAUGGUGAAAGGUCUGUUUGUGAUUAAACAUAAUGGUAGAUUGAAUGAGCUUCAUUUUCCAACUUGGGGGGGGGGGCUUUGAAACCAUAAGCAAAAGUUGUGGGAUAAGGUAUCAAACGUUAAGCUUGUGUAACACUGAUUCUGUUGUUUCAAAAGUAUUUGUUCAUUUUAUUCAAAAUACAAUUGCACUACAAAUGGCAGUGCUUGUUCUACAUGAAAAUAUGAUGAAAUGUUUUCAACUAUAUUAAGUGUCUCCUAAUAACCCAUGAUUGUCGUGCCACAGUGAUGUGUACCCCGACGGCCUGCCCUCCGACUACUCCGUCAUUGCCACAUUUAAGGUGACGAAGGACGCCGCCAAGAGGUCCUGGAACUUGUGGCAGGUCAGCGACCCCGAUGGACGUGAACAGGUGGGCCUCCGUUUCCAGGGCGACACACGCUCUCUGGACUUCUUCUACACCAGCCCCCGUGGCACCCAGAUGCUACGCACCUUCCACCGGGUGGACAAGCUCUUUGACGGAGAGUGGCACAAGCUGGCGCUGCAGGUAAAAGGCAAUAAGGUCAAGCUGCUGGUGGACUGCGAGGAGGUGAGCGUGGAGCCCAUCGAUGAUCCUAGACCCGUCAUCCGCCAGGGUUACACCUCCAUCGUGAAGAGGGCUGUGGGAGAUCGCUCCGCCUCAGUAAGUUCUGUGCUGUUCAGACCAAAUCAUGCUGGGUUUCCUACAGUAUUUUGCAGUUGUGUCUAUGAAUCGAUCAUGGCGCCACGGUCAAUUCAGCGUUCAUAUGAAAGCCCACUGACCAUAAUAUCUUGUGUCCUGGUACUGUAGGUAGACCUCCAGCAGAUGGAUGUGUCCUGUGAUCCAGAGAUGGCCUACUCAGAGGGCUGCUGUGAGCUCUCCAGUGUGGUGAGUUGGGUGUGACUGCUAGCGGGUUCAUGUUCGUCAGUGACAGAUAUGUACAGUACAGUAUGUCUUUAAAUCCAGCCUGUUCUUUAAUUGUCUCCCAUAGCAGUGACUAUGUUCUCCUCCCAAAUGUGUGCUGUGGGUUCGUGUGUUGUCUCUAGGGAGUGGGGAUCAGAGCAGAAUAACAAUUUAUGUCUCUGCAGAUGGACUGUCUAAUCAAGUUCUCUACUAUUCUAUUCUGUUUAGUGUGGAGGGCAUGCUGAGAUUGGCCUGACAGCAGGAAGGGCCACCUGUAAGUGUCUGCACGGACAGCCUGGCAGCCAGGGACCCCCAGGACCAAAGGUGACUACUAGUCCCAUUACAGUUCCCAUAACAGCACCACUGCUUUGAAUAAUGAGCUGAGAGCCGUUAGCCUGGUGGUCUAGUCUGUUCAGUCUGCUGUCAGCCAACUCCUCUCUGUGUUUGUUCAUUGGCAAUGAUAGAUAAAAGAGCACAUACAGCAUUAGACCAGGCUGGAGAGCCAACUUGGCAUGGCUGGCUUGUGGUCCAGGCUAAUGCUAACUACAACCGUAUGUCUCCUUCUGCAGGGUCACAGAGGUCUCCCAGGCAACACAGGAGAGCCAGGAAGACUAGGCAACUGGGUAAGGGCAUUACAGCACAAUUCUCACUACAGUGUUAAGUUGAACUGUGUUUAGUGAGGGUCAACAACUUAGAACACUAAUGAGUGCUAAUUGUCAUUCAGAAUGUAUGCUCUCUGUUGGUGUUGUGGAUUUUACAGUGACAGACGUUUAUAUGUUGGGCUAUAGGCCCCGGAUUGACUGCAGAGGUUGGUACAGUAAAGAGUUAAAUUGAACGUUAAUGAAAUAGGAAAACCCCUGCUUGCGGGACAGCAGUGAAAUUGUGGAAAAUACAAUGGAAGCAUAACUGAGAGACGGCAUGAUGGGAACAGAAGCAGAAACAGUGCCGUCUAUAUAGGGUAAACACUGGGCCACCACUCACGUUGGGACGACUGAAGGCCGUAUGCAACUGUCCCGGGGGAACAUCGCACGACAAUGAACGUGAAGUGGAAGUGAUAAUAUAACUUUUAGAUCAAUAUGGCAAAGCAUCAUAGACUGUCUGGUUUCACUUUAACAUUAGGAGAUUCAUACUUAAGAGAAUGAAUCCUCAGCCAGUGAAAGCAGUCAGUUGAGUAACAUUCUAAUGAUGAAUGUUGUAUUACUUAUUACAGUAGCUUGUUAUGUUCUCAUACAUAUGAAUCAUUGUUUCGUCAUAAUUUCAUCAUCAUAGUCAUCAUUUCAUAGUCAUCAUUUCAUAGUCAUAGUCAUCAUAGUCAUUUACAUUUUAGUCAUUUAGCAGACGCUCUUAUCCAGAGCGACUUACAGUUAGUGAGUGCAUACAUAAUUUUUUUUAUUUUUCAUACUGGCCCCCCGUGGGAAUCGAACCCACAACCCUGGCGUUGCAAACCAACUGAGCUACAUCCCUGCCAGCCAUUCCCUCCCCUACCCUGGACGACGCUGGGCCAAUUGUGCGCCGCCCCAUGGGUCUGCCGGUCGCGGCCGGCUACGACAGAGCCUGGAUUCGAACCAGGAUCUCUAAUGGCACAGCUAGCAUCAUAGUCAUCAUAGUCAUAAUAGUCAUCAGUAUCGUACUGCUGCCUUUCAUCUACAUAGCACUCAGCGCUCUAAAUGAAGAAUGCUUUGUCAUUGUCAGAAAACUGGAGAGAGUUGAGAACAGAACACCUCUUAAAAUGCAAUCGAGAACCAUCCAGCGCAGAGCAGAGGACAACAUGUUUACUAAGCAGUUUAAUUAAAGGGCAUGGCAUACUCACUGCAUCAGGAUUCAAUUACAUAUUUGACUAUGUGAACAUAACCCUCCCUGCUUGUAGGCUUCAGGCAGUAGACAUGAUUAGUUCCAUUUGAGACUGAGUUACAGAUGUAGGAUCUUAAUUUGAACCAGUUUGCUACAGCAGGAAAAUAAUCCUGCAGCAACAGGAAAUGUGAAUUAUUAUGAUGAUUAUAAUUAAUGGACAUUUUUGUAGGGGUUGAUACAUUUUUCAUAAGGGGAAAUCAAGUCUGAAAUUUCAAAGUGGAAAUUACAAACUUCAGAAGCCUUUUUAAACCAAUACACUACAUGUUUAAAAUGUCCUGCAUUGCAGGAAAGUUGUCAUGCAACAGGGUGAUCAAAUUAAGAUCCUACAUCUGUAAGACUAAUUUACCUCUUUGAUGUAGCAGCUCCAGCUCUUGGUGGUAUGCCGGAGCCACAACUCAGAGAACAGAGAACAUGUGACCAAUAGUGUGCAAUGCUGCUAGUGGGUCUUCAAUGACAGAGGACUUGUCUGUACAUGAGAAAUUAGUUGUUGGCUUGGCAUUUAACAUGCCCUUUCGGCUGUAGAGACUCUGGGUAAAAAUGUCCCAUAUACUACGCAAAGCGCACACACACACACACAUGCGCUCUCAUACACACGCGUACACACACACACACGCACAGACACACACACAUGGCCAUGCUGGGUACUCACUCACAGACAGGCGGAUGAGGGGGACAAGCUUGGGGGCCAAAAUCUGUCUUCUCAGACUCAGUGGAGCCCUCACCCCAAGCCAGUACGCAAGUCACAAAGAACGACCAUGUUUACUGCCACCCCUGCUGGCGCCUAAGGAGGGCAUUUCCUGGCUCGGAUAUAUAUGUACUGUCCAUCCCGGUGGGUGGUCCUUCCAUUGGUCCCCUGCCACACACGAAUCGCUUUUUAAAAAACACUGUAACGUUGUAAAGUUCACGGUCAUGCUUCUGGAUAAAGCGUCUAUCGUCUCCAAGGUUAGCCUCUUAGCAGCUGACAUGGAGUGGUCUCAGGUGAAAUGGUUAAAUAAACUGGUGCCAUGGCAUAGAUGACUGUUGGUCUUGUUCAAAGGUGUUGGUUGAGUAAGUGGAAUAUCCCCAAUUCAUAGGCCAACACGUUGUCUUACAUGAGUGAGGAUGUGGAAAUCUGUGUGGAAACACUAACAGAAUAAAUGUUUCAAUUUUCCCUUAACUAAGACACAUCUUUCCUCGGGUCAUAAAUUGUGGCCUACACUGUGUUAACACUAACUCCAUGUUUCAGGGGCUCAGCCUGUCGCCCACUAAUAAGAUCUUCGGUCUAAAGUAAACAUUUGACACAUCAUGAUGCCCAUCAUGUACUACUAGUUACCCCUAAUAGCCCAUGUUCAGAUUUCCUCCUUCUGGAAACAUCUACGCCUCCAAGGAAAUGUUAUGGUUAUUAUCAUAACUUCAAGCGCUUGGAUUGAUAUUGUAUGUUCCAUUUGAAAGCCACAAUGAAAUGCAUAUAACUUACUGUGAUGCCCACACCUCUGACAGUUUGGAGACUCUGUUUUAUAGCAUCAGUCAGAGACACAUUCCGCCGGCCAAGACUACUGCAUAACAGUCAUAAUGGACAGCUGGGACACGUCGCUCUAGUUCACCCAUGACAUAAUUGAUUAUUUCACAUCUAAUUAAGUUCAGUCGUAUGCUUUUGCAUGAACACUGCGUGAAACUGAAAAAUAGGAAAGUCCCUGCACUGAGCUUGCGUGUCCUACAUGACGCGAGUGCACAUUUGACUAGAAUUACAUAUUAUUUGAUGUAUCUUGGCUGACCCCCCAAGUCUCUUUUGUAACUAAUUCAAACGUCUCUUCUGCUGCAGGGAGGUAUGGGACAGACAGGUGACUAUGGCCACAUUGGGGAACCAGGCCCUAAGGUAAGACCCGACAUCUGACCCCGACCUGUAUCUGUCCCUGUUUCUGUGUUUGGUUGAGUUGUCAGAAGUCAUUAACUGUGUCUCCAUCAGGGCAUGGCAGGAAUCAGAGGAAACAAAGGGAUGAGAGGACUUCACGGCCUUGAUGUAAUCCACCAUCAAACACAUAUCCAUAAUCUCCUUAUCUGGUCUCUGAUGUCACUGUGCAGAUUAGUCCUAACGAGCUGCUGUGUUUCAGGGCGACAGAGGUCCCAAAGGUCUGAAGGGAUUACAAGGCGCCGGGGGCUUCAAGGUAGGUUGUGUUGUGCUUCGUAAUGGAGGAUAUGGUCUCUUCAAAUCUCAUAGGCUUCCAUUAGGCGUGUUAAACGCAGCAUUGUGCACAUUGCAGAGCCAUAUAUACAUAUACUGUAUAUAAAAUACAUAUGGCUCUGAGCAUAUUAAGUCAAUUUGAAAGUAACAACAUUUUUUACUUUUCAUGUGUUGCUUUGCUGAGUGCCGUGCUUGUACUAUUUAAUAGAAGAUUAAGAGGGUCUCAUUUGAAUGUUUUAAUAAUGAUUACAGGGAACUCAGGGGUCACCUGGAGAGCUGGGUGAGACCGGAGUACAAGGAGAAACGGUACGUUUUUCUAAAAAUGGGAGACAGGCUUCUUUUAAACAGGCAGCCCAAUUUUUAUAUUUUUCCACAAAUUGGUCUUUUGACCAAUCAGGUCAGCUCUUUUACCAAAAAGAUCAGAAUUGGACUGCCUGUGUAAACGCAGCCAUAUUGCAUUAUACUAGUGAUCAAUCAUCAUUCACUAACUUCUCUGUCUUCUUGAAGGGUGAUCCAGGUCCACUUGGAUAUGAAGGAAUUCCAGGAUAUACAGGAGUGAAGGUGAAUAUCAUUUAAUCCACCAGACAUUCUUAUUUCUCCAUGUUCUCUCCUAUGAAUUAUUAAAUGUUCAAUAACAUUGUAUGCUUGUAUUGUUUCUAGGGAGAAGAAGGGGCCUCCGGUGUUGAAGGACCUCCUGGGCCACUGGGAAAGCAAGUAUGUUAUGGGGCCACAUCACGCAUGUUCACACUAAACCCCACUUGUUAUAAUAAUAAUACUGUAUCUACAACCCAGUGUUCAUUUUGGCACUAUUUUUUAGAUUUACUCUAGUCUUAGUCACAUUUUUGUCCCUUGAAUAAUGAUUUAAUCUAUUUAUUGUCAAAAUGACGAAAACAGUGGGCCAUUUUAGUCAACUAAAUGCCCUUUUAUUUUAGUCACAUUUGAGUCGCAUUACAUUUGUAUUGCCUUAUUAACCUAUAGUCAUAGCCAUGGGAAGUAGUUUGGGGGGGGGGGGGGGGGGGGUGGACAAACUUUUUUGCCAGCGCUGGCACUGCAGACAGAUAUAUCGGUCUGCUAAUACAGGACUAUUAAAGGCCCAGUGCACUACUUUUAUAAAAAAAUAUUUUUUUCAUUAUACAUUACCAGUCAAAAGUUUGAACACACCUACUCAUUCAAGGGCUUUUCUUUAUUUUUACUAUUUUCUACAUUGUAGAAUAAUAAUGAAGACAUCAAAACUAUGAAAUAACACAUAUGGAAUCAUGUAGCAAGCAAAAAAGUGUUAAACAAAUCAAAAUAUAUUUUAUAUUUGAGAUUCUGAUGACAGCUUUGCACACUCUUGGCAUUCUAUCAACCAGCUUCAUGAGGUAGUCACAUGGAAUCCUUUUCCAACAGUCUUGAAAGAGUUCCCACAUAUGCUGAGCACUUGUUGGCUGCUUUUCCUUCACUCUGUGGUCCAACUCAUUCCAAACCAUCUCAAUUGGGUUGAGGUCAGGUGAUUGUGGAGGCCAGGUCAUCUGAUGCAGCACUCCAUCACUCUCCUUCUUGGUCAAAUAUCCCUUACACAGCCUGGAGGUGUUUUGGGUCAUUGUCCUAAGCGCAAACCAGAUGGGAUGCCGUAUCGCUGCAGAAUACUGUGCCUUGAAUUCUAAAUACAUCACAGACAGUGUCACCAGCAAAGCACCCCCUACUCUGCGUCUCACAAAGACACGGCGGAUGGAACCAAAAAUCGAACAUUUGGACUCAUCAGACCAAAGGACAGAAAUCUACCGGUCUAAUGCCCAUUGCUCAUGUUUCUUGGCCCAAGCAAGUCUCUUCUUCUUAUUGGUGUCCUUUAGUAGUGGUUUCUUUGCAGCAAUUUGACCAUGAAGGUCUGAUUCACGCAGUCUCCUCUGAACAAUUGAUGUUGAGAUGUGUCUGUUACUUGCACUCUGUGAAGUAUUUAUUUGGGCUGCAAUCUGAGGUGCAGUUAAUUGCCGAUUUCGGAGGCUGGUAACUCUAAUGAACUUAUCCUCUGCAGCAGAGGUAACUCUGGGUCUUCCUUUCCUGUGGCGGUCCUCAUUACAGCCUGAUUCAUCAUAGCGCUUGAUGGGUUUUGUGACUGCACAUUAAGAAACUUUCAAAGUUCUUGAAAUUCUCCGUAUUGACUGACCUUCAUGUCUUAAAUAAUGAUGGACUGUCAUUCCUUUUUGCUUAUUUGAGCUGUUCUUGCCAUAAUAUAGACUUGGUCUUUUACCAAAUAGGGCUAUCUUCUGUAUACCCCCCUACCUUGUCACAACACAACUGAUUGGCUCCAACGCAUUAAGAAGGAAAUAAAUUCCAUAAAUUAACUUUUAACAAGGCACACCUGUUAAUUUAAAUGCAUUCCAGGUGACUACAUCAUGAAGCUGGUUGAGAGAAUGCUAAGAGUGUGCAAAGGUGUCAUCAAGUAAAAGGGUGGCUACUUUGAAGAAUCUAAAAUCUUUGUUUAACACUUUUUUGGUUACUACAUGACACUUUUUUGGUUACUAUAUGUGUCAUUUCAUAGUUUUGAUGUCUUCACAAUUAUUAUACAAUGUAGAAAAUAGUAAAAAUAAAGAAAAACCAUUGAAUGAGUAGGUGUGUCCAAACUUUGGACUGGUACUGUAUAUAUUUGUUAUUAUUAUUAUUGUUAUUAUUUCUUUUACAGGGGGUGCUGCAGCACUCCUACUUCCGCGGCUAUGCCUAUAGUAAACAUAAAUCACUGACCUCCAUGUGCACAAACAUACAUAACCUUGUCUUACCAACAGAUUGUUCUGCCUAACAUCAUCCUAUUCUCUUCCCAACAGCAGAAAUAUGACAUAGAAUAUAUAAGAAUGAUCUGGCCAUGUAAAUGAUUAAUUCAGCCUAGAUAGAUGUUACAUACAAAACAAACACACACACACAAGUGCAGAGAGAGAGAGAGAGAGAGAGAGAGAGAGAGAGAGAGAGAGAGAGAGAGAGAGAGAGAGAGAGAGAGAGGAGAGAGAGAGAGAGAGAGAGAGAGAGAGAGAGAGAGAGAGACAGAGAGAGAGAGAGAGAGAGAGAGAGAGAGAGAGAGAGAGAGAGAGAGAGAAGCUCAAUCACCUCAAAGUGACUCAUCACUCAUUGCCAUUGUUAUCAACGUUCCGCAGACAGCUCAGUCACACUGAUGUCCAGAAGUAGAAAGGGGCCUAAUGACUUUGAUCAGGUGCUAGUGACUGUUUAGCCCAGUGAUGUAGUCGAGUCACUAAACCUUGAGUUCGAAUCGAGUCAUAAGUCCCCUGUGCUCGAGUCUGAGUCCAAGUCCGAGUCACCAAUGGUCAAGUCACGAGUCGAUUCACAAGUCCCUAUGUCUGAAGUCCGAGUCCCAGUGCUCAAGUCUGAGUCACUGGGUCCACAUUAACUCAAAAUAAAGUUAUUUACCCAGUCAGAUAUAGUGUAGUGGUAAGAGGUGUUAUUAACCAGUCAGAUAUAGUGUAGUGGUAAGAGGAGUUAUUUACCCAGUCAGAUAUAGUGUAGUGGUAAGAGGAGUUAUUUACCCAGUCAGAUAUAGUGUAGUGGUAAGAGGAGUUAUUUACCCAGUCAGAUAUAGUGUAGUGGUAAGAGGUGUUAUUAACCAGUCAGAUAUAGUGUAGUGGUAAGAGGAGUUAUUUACCCAGUCAGAUAUAGCGUAGUGGUAAGAGGUGUUAUUAACCAGUCAGAUAUAGUGUAGUGGUAAGAGGAGUUAUUUACCCAGUCAGAUAUAGUGUAGUGGUAAGAUGAGUUAUUUACCCAGUCAGAUAUAGUGUAGUGGUAAGAGGAGUUAUUUACCCAGUCAGAUAUAGUGUAGUGGUAAGAGGAGUUAUUUACCCAGUCAGAUAUAGUGUAGAGGUAAGAGGAGUUAUUUACCCAGUCAGAUAUAAUGAAGUGGUAAAAGGAGUUAUUUACCCAGUCAGAUAUAGUGUAGUGGUAAGAGGAGUUAUUAACCCAGUCAGAUAUAGUGUAGUGGUAAGAGGAGUUAUUUACCCAGUCAGAUAUAGUGUAGUGGUAAGAGGAGUUAUUAACCAGUCAUAUAGAGUGUAGUGGUAAGAGGAGUUAUUAACCCAGUCAGAUAUAGUGUAGUGGUAAGAGGAGUUAUUAACCAGUCAGAUAUAGUGUAGUGGUAAGAGGAGUUAUUUACCCAGUCAGAUAUAGUGUAGUGGUAAGAGGAGUUAUUUACCCAGUCAGAUAUAGUGUAGUGGUAAGAGGAGUUAUUUACCCAGUCAGAUAUAGUGUAGUGGUAAGAGGAGUUAUUAACCCAGUCAGAUAUAGUGUAGUGGUAAGAGGAGUUAUUUACCCAGUCAGAUAUAGCGUAGUGGUAAGAGGAGUUAUUUACCCAGUCAGAUAUAGUGUAGUGGUAAGAGGAAUUUAGUCAAUAAAUGGUUUGCUAUCCCUUUUCCUUUCUUUCUGUGCCACCAAAUGUUUGCAUAUAGGCUACUGGUAAUGUUACCAUGGCUACGUUCAGCAGGCUACUGGUAAUGUUACCAUGGCUACGUUCAGCAGGCUACUGGUAAUGUUACCAUGGCUACGUUCAGCAGGCUACUGGUAAUGUUACCAUGGCUACGUUUAGCAGGCUACUGGUAAUGUUAUCAUGGCUACGUUCAGCAGGCUACUGGUAAAGUUACCAUGGCUACGUUCAGCAGGCUACUGGUAAAGUUACCAUGGCUACGUUCAGUUGAAAAACAUCAUCACACCUUUCAGAUAGAAAUUCCAUGAAUAGGGCUGACGUUAUUCCUUAUUCAACAUGUCAGAGAGACGUAUUUGUUCUACAUAGCAAAUUUAUAUCUGAACAUUCCAGAACGUUAGCUAUAGCUAGCUAUGAGGUACCAUGACUGAACAAGGUGUAGCCUAAACAAAUGGUUAAUGGUCUGGUCCGCAAGUAGCCUAGUUUUAGAACAGCCUGAAAUAUGCUUUAUGAAUGUAAAAUGCGGCCCGCAAAUGCACGAUAUAAAGACAAAAACGUAGUGCCGGUAUUAUGGGUAAUGUCUUUUGAACAGUAGCCUAAGGGCUAGAUUCAAGCAAUUUUCUCUGAGGAAAAGAGGGAGACUUGGCUACGUUGGCUACAGAACCUGUAUAUAAAAUGCAGUGGGGAAAAUGGGAGAUUUGAGCGAGACUACAAAUUCAAAGACAGCCUACUUUCUAUACUCAAGGGAGAGAAAAACGUAGCUAGACUGUUGUUUUACUAUUAAACUCAAUGCUGCUAUUGUUUUUAAUUUCGUAAAGCAGCUUGUGUUUCUUAACCAGGCAAAGGGUAGCUAACUAGAAGGCUGGUGGUGAAGCAAGAGAGUCGCCUGCGCAAUGUGUAGGCUAUAAUCGGAUGUGGAGGCAGAGGCGGAGGCGGAGGCGGAGCUGGAGCUGGAGCCUGUCUGCUCACACUCUUUGCUUGCUCCCAUGCGGCUCACCAUGUAGGCUGUGUUUGCCGGGUGUGAUGUGUCCUUCCCACUGCUGAACAGAACUGCGCUGCACAUCUGUGCAGCUUAUAUUAAUUGUGCUUAUCACUGAAAGCUCUCAAUCUCUCCAAAAAGUAUUGUCCAGUCCAUUUAGUAGUCAGAUUUUAGUCACAGAGAUAAUUUUGUCUUGUCUCCUUUUAGUCAGCUGAAAUGAAAAAGUAUUUUUGUUUAGUUAUAGUUUUUUCAGGGUCUAUAUAGUCAGUUAUAGUCUUGUCAAUUGCCACUGAAAAAUAGGUGUUUGACAAAUAUUUUAGUCACUAUUUACCUCCACAAGCCUUCAUGCAUGCACACAGAGGAGAUUAAUAAUGUUUUAUGUUGAGAGGAGGCCAUGGCGGAAAAAUAUGUUUUGGCACUUCUGCUCCUUCCUCAAAUAACAUUUGUACCUGUGGCCAGGUUUGGGAUUAGUUUUAAGUACGCAAACCAUAGCAACACAACAAAUUGGGUUAGUAAUGGUAGCGCUUUCAACCCUAGUGAUUUCCUAGAGGGAGGACCAUCUGCAGGUCAGCUAACAAGGCAAGAACUGUCUUUCAAAUGUCUCAUAAUUCCACUGUAGAUGAAGAUGUCCUUAGUGAAACAUUAAAACAUCUCCGGUCACAACAAGCAGGAAUAAAUUGAAAGGAAAGUUGGUCUCAUUUCAGUGAAACAGAAUAAACAUGUGGUUUGUCUUUACGUUGUCUUGGCAGGGUGUUGUAGGUGAUCCUGGAGAGUCAGGAGCUGCUGGGGAAAAGGGAAAACCUGUACGUAUGGCACAUAAUCGCGUUUCUCAUUUCUAAACAUGCAAACAGUUCCUCCUCUGCUGUACAUUAUUCACCAACAACAACUAUAUAUAUAUAUAUAGUCUCAUUAUUCAACUUGUUUGUCAACACCAGGGAACCCAAGGAGCAAAAGGAAGAUAUGGCACCAUUGGACAAAAGGUGAAUUAUUCUGACUGAAAUGUCAACUUAAUCUCAGAGAUGAACAAGCAUGUGCCAACCUUUAGUAACAUCAAUAACAACUUAUCUCCACAGGGUAUUAUUGGAGAUCCUGGUUUGCCCGGUAGAGAUGGGGACAUGGGAAUAGAGGUAGGUUCACAGUCUUUUAUCAUCCAUGUUGCUGUUUACACUAGCAAUAAUAUAAAUAAUAAAUGCCAUUCAGCAGACGCUUUUAUCCAAAGCGACUAAUGCUUUGACCUUGUGUACGGUGUACAUUUAGGACAUCAGUAGCAUGUCUUAUACCCCUCAUGAGGCAUGAUGACCCAGGGAAUGUGCACCCUAUCUAUUGGCUGUAUCUGAUCUGUGAUAUCAUCCAUCCCUUCUCAAGGCUUAUCAAGGACCACAGGGCCCGGAGGGCAGAAACGGCCAAUUCGGAAUAAUGGUAACAGAACUAUCUCAUAAAACAAACAAUAAUUGUUCAUUAGUUGGAUUCAUAUACGGUAAUAAAGGUGUGUGGGUUUUACCCUCAACAGGGAGAGAAAGGAAUGCUGGGGCCGGCAGGGGAGAUGGGGCUUCAAGGCCAAACGGUAAGUACAGUCGUCUUUCACAUCUUCACACGUCUCACUUUAAGGAGCCAUUGAAUUUUGCAUCAUCAUGAUGAUGUGGCCGGUGACACUUUGCUUCUGGAAAGUCCAAUAUCUUGAAAACUUGACUGCUGACAUGCAAAACAUUUUGGGAAUGUAUGAAUAGUGGACUAAUGAAAAAUAUACCAAAAGAUAGUUUUUGACUGGAGUUUCCCUUUAAGAGAAAAUAAAGUGGCCCCUCUGCUAAAUGUAAGACAUGUUCCUCUCUCCAGGGCCCCAGAGGUUAUAAGGGAUCAGCAGCAAAGCCAGGAAGACCCGGAUUUAUUGGACCCCCAGGACCUGUCGUGAGUGUUCCGGAUGACUCUUCGUAAACUCUUUGAAAUACAAGUUAAUUCUCUCCAAACCACUAAAACAUGUUGGUUCUCCAACAGGGGCAUGUGGGAGUAGCUGGCCGGCCAGGCCCCAAGGUAAUCAACUUUAUUCACCUACUGUACUGCUAGAAGAGCAACAUGUAGGGAGUUCUAUAAUGAAGUGUGAUAGGACUCAAUUAACGAAGUCAAGUGUCAAGACAUUCAUUAGCCCUGUCCAAGUCUACACCUAGAUCACAUUACAUUGUCUUCACAUAUCGCUAUGAUCUCAAAGCUAAGGUGGAACUGGCGACCAAUACCUAUAUAAGUGUCAGUGAGUCUUAACUGAUUUGAUAAUGAGACUUGCUACUGUAUUCAACACAGUACCAACACUUCACGACUAUUACAACACAGUACCAACACUUCACGACUAUUACAACACAGUACCAACACUUCACGACUAUUACAACACAGUACCAACACUUCACGACUAUUACAACACAGUACCAACACUUCACGACUAUUACAACACAGUACCAACACUUCACGACUAUUACAACACAGUACCAACACUUCACGACUAUUACAACACAGUACCAACACUUCACGACUAUUACAACACAGUACCAACACUUCACGACUAUUACAACACAGUACCAACACUUCACGACUAUUACAACACAGUACCAACACUUCACGACUAUUACAACACAGUACCAACACUUCACGACUAUUACAACACAGUACCAACACUUCACGACUAUUACAACACAGUACCAACACUUCACGACUAUUACAACACAGUACCAAAGAGGUCAAAUGAACACUAGCCCAGGGGUAGUCAACUAGAUUCAGCCGGACGAUUUUUGUCGGAGCGGAUGGUCGGGAGUCCACAACUAAGACCACAACUAAGCCCAUUUUUUUAAUACAUGGGAUUACUUCGGAACAGAUAAAUUAAACACAUUUUAGCCAAAUUCCUGGUGAUUUUAGUAUUUUUGAGCAAACCAACCCCCCUAUUUAAAAAAUAUAUCAGUGGAUGGCUGCCUUUUGCCAACUGCUGCACUAGACCUACUCUAGAUCAAUAUCCAGAGAUGUACACAAACAAAAUAUAUGUCCUUUCUGUGGUUUCAUGUGUCACCACUGACAGAGCUUCUGUAGCCCACUACCGCCCAUUCACCUGUCAACCACCCCACAUCAACCCCCAUGACCAGGGCAGAACAAACAAACAAGCAGAUGAUUCACUUAGUUCUCCCCACCUGAUUGGCUCUCCUGUUCUCUUUGAUUCUCAACUGGCUCUUAUGGCAUGUUCACAAGCUGUGACACACUGGCUUUCCCAGAGCCAUGACUCUUGUUCCAGAAUAUCCUAUUCUCUCCCCAUCUGGACCGGAAGUUAACGUAGGUGCUAAACUUCCCUCAGGAGUCUGUUCAGGGCCUGUUCUAGCUGUUUACUUGCCUGCUGAUACCUAACUCAAAGCUUGCGUUGUACUAUGUGGUCUGGAUGGGACCUAUUAUAAGUGUUUACAGCAUGGUUUUCUUACAAUCCUCUCAAUCACAUGUGCGUUAUUAUUAGACAAUCAAUGCUUCUGUUUAUGCAUUAGGAAACAUGUAAAGUCUCCCUUGCAGAGUUAGAACAAUGCAGAUUCCAUAGAACCCCUGAUGUAGUUAGAUCAAACAUCUGACUUUCAACUCGUUUUUGAAGUUUGAUCCUGUCUGAUGUGAGACACACAUAGCACACUCCAUGUUGGUUGCGUCAUUAGUUGGCUCGUAGUGGCGUCAGACUACAAAGUGUGUGAGUAGAACCAGGGGCUUUCCUGUUCUCUUUCCAGUGUCAGCUCUCAAAUCAGAAUAUAACCUAUUUCAAGAGCCUUUUCGUGCUGGCUUUAAAAGUCCUCAAAAGGCUCAACGGAUUAGGAAAUGUAUCAAUGGAUUAUAAGAUGUAAAUCAUUAUUUGUACAAACCUUUUUCUCAAAAGUCUGAAUCAUAUUAUUUCAUUUUAUUAUACACACAACUUCAAUAAUGCUUCAUAAAAAUAGAAAAUGUCAAACACUAAAUAGAAUUGUUGUGAAUUAGGCAUCGGACAGAUACAGUGUGUAAUUGUUAUGAAGACAUCAGACUGAUACAUUUACAUUUUAGCAGAAGCUCUUAACCAGAGCGAUUUACAGGAGUGACAUAAUUUUCACCUAGUCGGCUCGGGGAUUUGAACCAGUUGCUGGCCCAACGCUAUUAUUCGCUAGGCUCCCUGCCACCCCAUAGACACAUGGAUAUAUAGUUUAAAGGGAGACAUGGACCAGCCUACUGUUAAAAACAUAGAGCAUGUUGGAACAUUAGGUCCCCUAUAAACCAAAGUAGUUUCUGCAGUAUUUCUGAAGUACAUGUUCAUUUGCCAUUUGCCAUCCAUCAGGACAGAGGUGAAUGACUCUGGGGACAUAUUCACUACACGCACACACACACACAUCCUGACUAGACACACACACAUCCUGACUAGACACACACACACACACACAUCCUGACUAGACAUACACACACACAUCCUGACAAGACACACACACACACACACACAUCCUGACUAGACACACACACACACACACACACUCAUCCUGACUACACACACACACACACACAUAUACAUACACACACACAUCCUGCUCCUGGAUGAAAAGAAGAAGAAGAUGGUAAAGAUUUGCGGGCCAUCAAAGAGUAGUGGUGAUUAAUGGACGUGAGAGAAACGCUGUCCUAAAGAUCAGAUGAAUUAGAGUCAAAGUAGCAAAGAAAUGCUGUGUUGCGUUUCAGUCCACGAGGACUACAUGUUCAGACAGACAGUCUGUGAAAAAUAUGUUGUAAGUCAAAUGUGCCAGGGCGUUCUAAUCAUGUUUUGUUUUAAUUGUAUCUACCAGGGAGAUACAGGCAUUGAAGGAAUCCAAGGUAUCAACGGCGCAACGGUACUUAUACUAUUGCUUUGUUUUUCAUAUAUUCCAUUUCAUUAUAUUCAAUUGUAUCUACUUCAUCUUGAACAGUAUUCAUGAAGCCCAAGUUAUCUAACUGCACUCACUCUGGCAUUUCUUACUUUCCAUAGGGAGGAAAAGGAGAAAAAGGCCCCACAGGCGAGGUAAGAUAUACUUUCUUUGCUUUGUCGUGCCAUAGUCACAUAAAAUAAAAUGGAGACGACAGAGUCAUUGUAGUCAAGACUUGGAUUUCUACACAGCCAUAUCUGUAUCUUAUGUUUGUUUUAUGAGACAUUUUACAUAUUUAGCAGACUCUCUUAUCCAGAGCGUCUUACAGGAGCAAUUAGGGUUAAGUGCCUUGCUCAAGGGCACAUUGGCAGAUUGUUCACUUAGUCGGCUCUGGGAUUCAAACCAGCGGCCUUUCAGUUACUGGCCCAAUGCGCUUAACCGCUAGGCUACUGCCGCCACAAUGUCUAGUGAUGCUGUGUCUAGUUGCUCUACCAAAUGGGGACCGUGUGAGAGAGAUUGUUGUCCUGGGCAGCUUACAACCGUACCUAUCAGUAGGUUGUGUUUGUAUUACAGAACAUGUCCCUUGAUGCUCUGUCUGUGAUCUAGGUUGGAGAUGCGGGUGCACAGGGUCCCCACGGUGGUCGGGGGAAGCGUGGGCCAGGGGGCGAGCCUGGACGCACAGGCCCAGUCGGAACUAAAGGGGUCCGUGGCGAUGGAGGACCAGUCGGAUUUCAGGGGCCGCCAGGGCCACCAGUAAGUACAGAGACUGCCAUGUUCAGCAAGAUCUGAAAAGGUCAAGUAACUUACUUUGUUUUGGGCGAGUGCCACACAAACGUUUGAAAUCAAAGUAGGUCUAUUUAUUGACUAUCUGGGUCUGAAAUGGAAAAGAAGGAUGAAGCCAGUAUUAUCUUUACUCAACUGUGACUCACAUAGUAAAACACACAAAGUCACACAUGUAAUGGAUUACUCAUCAACACCUAGUCAUAAGAGAGACUGGAACCUGCUUUCAAUUGUGUUGUAUAACACCAAUACUACUGGCUCCCAUCAGUGUGCAUGUUACUGUAGCACUGACUGAUUCAUUCAAAACAAGGCACCAUAUUUCCAACCCGCAUUGCAACAAUAUGCCAGCUACCAGAGGAGGCUGGUGGGAGGAGCUAUAGGAGGACUGGCACAUUGUAAUGGCUAGUAUGGAAUGAAUGGAACGGAGUCAAACAUGUGGUUUCCAUAUGUUUGAUACUGUUCCAUUUAUUCCAUUCCAGCCAUUAAAAUGAACCCAUCCUCCUAUAGCUCCUCCCACCAGCCUCCACUGCCAGCUACGUAUCUUCUGUUUUCUUUGAUAAAAGAUAUGUAACAGAUACCCCACCCUAACCUCAUCAAAGCUGUUCUGACAGACUUACUCAUUAUAGCAAUUAGUAUUUAGUAUUUGAUUAGGAUCUCCAUUAGCUGUUGCCAAGGCAGCAGCUACUCUUCCUAGGGUCCAAACAGAGAAAAAACAUUACAUCAAACAAAACACUGUACAUUAUACACAUUUACAUUGCUCCAUUAUUACAUUACAAUAUUACAAUACUACAUUGUGUGUAGAAUGUGUGUGUGUGAGUGUGUGUCUCUUCACAGUCCACGUUGUGUUUUGAGGUGUUGUUUUAUCUGUUUUUUAAUUAUUUUACUGUUAGCUUGAGUUACCUGAGGUGGAAGAGAGUUCCAUGUAGUCAUGGUUCUAUGUAGUACUGUGUGUUUCCUAGCCUCUGUUCUGGACUUGGGGACUGUGAAGAGACCUCUGGUGGCAUGUCUUGUGGGGUAUGUAUGAGUGUCUGUGCUGUGUGUUAACCUAUUGAACAGACAGUUCGGUACUUUUAACACGUCAAUACCUCUCACAAAGACCAGUAGUGAUGCAGUCAGUCUCUCCUCUACGUUGAGUCAGGAGAGAUUGAUAUACAUGUUAUUAGACCAUGUGUGGAAACAAUGCAGUGUCGAGAAUGCUUGUAAAUGGUUUCUCAUUAGUGUUGUUGUUUUUUGUGACUCACAGCAACGGUUGCAUUUUUGUAUGGCUGUAAAUAUAUAAUGAGCCUAAGGAAAUAUUGUUGGCUGUGUUUUCUCACCGUUUGUUACAUACACCCACCCAUUUCCUCACAGAGCCCUGCAUGCUGUUGGUUGUGCCAGCCCUUCCUUACCCUAUCCUGUUCUGUUAUAUUCCUUAUCGCAUGUCGUCUUCCCAAGUGAUGGAUGCAGUCAUGAUUUGUUUCCACAGGGCCCAACCCUCUCCGCCCAACACGUGAUUGAGGUCUGCAAGAGAGUGGUGCUGGAACAGAUGUCCACCUUUGCCAACUCGGUGAAGAGGACGUGUGCCUCCGUGUGCCCACUCUACGGAGACGUCCCCAUGGGUGCCCCCGGUCCCCCUGGACAAAAGGGACCCCCGGGACCUCCAGUGAGUGUCAUGUGUUAGGGGUUACUAUGCAGUCAGUGGGUGUGUGUGUGUGUGUGUGUGUGUGUGUGUGUGUGUGUGUGUGUGUGUGUGUGUGUGUGUAUGGGGGGGUGGAAGCCAAAGUCAAUGCCUGGAAUAUUUCUUGUGCGAUUUUUAAUUCUUAGAAAUCCUCUAACAACUGAACAUAGACACUGUCUGGAGGAUUCCAUUAAUAAUCAUUUAAGCCUCAUCACACGUAUAGGUCAUUUUGCUCAGGAACACUGUUGAAGUGCACACUCCAUACGUUAUUGUGUUUCUGUGUCUCCCAGGCCAAGUAAAAUGCUUACAUAUUGGAAACGCUUGGAGUGAGAGAGCCGAAAUAUUUGGCAGUAUAGGUUGGAAUGAAAACAUUCUGACUUUCCACAUUCCCGUGAAGACAAAUAAGAAGUCGCAGACGAGGCACUUGCUCUGUGUUGAUCGGUUCUUGGAGGGAUUCACCAGCAUCCCUGGAGUGGAAAGUCUUUUCCACAAUUAUUAAGCAUUAAGACAGACCCUGUUCAGGUUCCCCAAACUAACAUUUUCUACCACAGAGUCUUUCUAGUUCAUAAAGCCACAAAUGUAUAAAAAUACUCCUGUCAAGCCCUGUGUUUGACCUGCGGUAACCAGCCAGCAAUCAGCAACCAUAAAUCGUAUCAUGUACUGUAAAUAUUGAAUAUUUUAUCUCUGUCAAAGCUCACCUCACUCAAGAGUCUUUUGGUUGUUGUGGUUCUAGGGUGGUAAUGGUAUUGCUGGUGUGAAUGGAGAGAUCGGACAACCAGGAUUCUAUGGGGAGGUUGGAGACGCAGGUCAACAAGGACAGCCAGGUGAGAAAUAUUGUACAAAUGAAUGACUGCCAGAACGAAUUUGAUCUCAGCAUUCCUUUGAUGCAAUAUCUGAAAAUGUAUGUGUCUAUAUGUUAGCCAUUGCUGUUCACCAUGACAGUAUGUUUAGAUUAGUCGUGUCUAUGACCUAACAAUACGUAUUUGUUGAAAAGUAAGCAACAAAACUGGUUCUUAUUUUGCCUACAAAUAUGCAAAGAAAUAACAUGACAACCAAAAGUUGAAUGGAGCAGACGUAACAUGCAUAGAUAACCAGAGUAAUAUAUAUAUAGAGAGAGUUGGGCCAAAGCGAUUUUCUGAUAGUUUUCUAAACCUAUGAACAUGUCCAGUGAAAGCAGAUAUGCAAUUUGUUGACACCACAACACAGUUCAGACUUGAAUACACAUUAUCCCUAAUGCUAAUCAAUUAAAAUGUCUGUUAAAUUCACUGCUCUGUCUUGCUUGUUUACAGCGGGUCAUUUCAUAGGGAACUGUCAGAGGCACUCUUGUAUUGUUACAUGAGCAAAAAUUCCAGAAUAAAGGUGCUAACAUGGCAGCUGUUCUAAAACCUGGCCGAACUCUCUCUCUACAUAUAUGGCUCUGGACAUAACUAACUAUGGCAUUGUGUGUGUUUUCGUGGGGAAUUAUAAGCUAUUGUUUUAGGGCCUAGCAUGACGUCACACUUAUGGUACUUUCCCCCAGCCAAACUAAUGAAAUCAAAGAAUAUUUACAAGGCGUUUUUAUACAUUUAUCCAGUGAUGAUCUCAGUAACACACAUGGUCGUUAAUCAACAUGAACAGCUUGUUCCUGUGUACCAGCUUAGUCCCAGGGGCAUGCAGAGUCAGGGGCGGUACAAAUCAUGUGUUUUCCUGCUGUCCUUCAUGCUGUGAAAACUUUGUGUCUGGUUCCUAGGGGAUCAAGGAGAUCAAGGAGAUAAGGGAGCAGAGGGCCAUGGCCUACCUGGCUAUAUCGGAGACCAGGGGCCAAAGGGUACCGCACCAUUUCACUCUUGCAUCCUUUUUAUUGUCUGACUAAUGGUUUACAGCAUAUCAAAAGGAAAUCCAACAAUAGCUUUGACGGGCCCAGUUCUAUUGUAAUCAUUAUAUAACAACAGAUGCCAGUUUCUUGGGAAGCAGAUGUUGCAUCAUUUCCUUUUUUUACAAUGACAUGUACAUGGGAAGUCAAUUUAAAGUCUACUGCAAACUCUCCAAGCUGUGUAGUAGUUGGUAGGCACAGUCAUUAUUUACCUACUCAAUAGGUAUUUCACCUUCUUUAUCCACCAGGCCAACGUGGAAGACCUGGCAGAGCCUUCAAUGGCACGCCAGGACGAGAGGGUGAGAGAGGCCAUGUAGGCCGGCCUGGACUAAGAGGUCACCCAGGACUCCGAGGAGUCCCAGGCGUGUGUCAGACCACUGGGUGCGCUCUGCUAAACAACGACACAACCAACGGAUCACCUCAGAAUGCACCCCAGAGGUUGAGAAGACACCCAUAGAGGCAAAGAGGAAACUUUUGACCGAGCUGUAUGGAUGUAUUAUGAAAGGGGGAGAGGAAGAGAGGGGGAGAGGUGGAUUGGGAGAGAGAAUAUAUUUUUUAUUGAUAAAUGUAUUCAAAUCAAAGUCUAAAUAAAUGCUUCAAUGUAAAUAUGCAUCCAAUCUCCACCCUGAAAGACUGAGAUACCCAUUUGACUUUCUCAAAUAAAUCUGUUGUAGAAACUUGUACUGUAGGCCUUAAAACAACACUCCAUUCUCAUGGUUCAUUUGAAAAAGACACCAAUAGCUACAGUAUAUUUUAUGUAAAAAAUUCUGAACGUUUAUUUGACACAUUUUAUUUAAACUGAUCCUAGUUGUCUUCAAAUGUCACUGUUCUUUAUAAUAAAAGUCCAAAAAUUAUUACUAACUUGUUUUACUAUAACAAUUGCUCCACUGUUUCUUUUUUAAUUAUCAUAUAUUAUUGAGCUGUGUAGAAUAUAAAAUCAAUUCAUAAUUAAACAAAUUGUUCAGCCAAGUGUUUAUCACAAUUCUGUCGAGGCAUGCUAGCUACCUAGAUCCAUAGCACUCAAACCCUCCCUCAAAAGACUUACAUAAUACUGGCAUGAUAAUGACCUAAAAUGUGUCAUUAACAUUUACUACACCUCAGUUUAUGACAGCCUCUGUCAUCAGAUACACCAUUGUUUAGGGCCACUAUAUGGCCAACGUGCUGUAAGCCAACAGUUACUGUUAUGGCUAGCAGUUACC
This is a messenger RNA of Coregonus sp. 'balchen', 24342 nucleotides long. The record is from the annotation of a GenBank genome assembly. Lineage: Eukaryota; Metazoa; Chordata; Actinopteri; Salmoniformes; Salmonidae.